AUGUCAAAUACCAAUUAUCAAUUCCCACCAUCUUCACCAUUACAUGAUGCCGAAGAAAUACUUUAUCAUCAUAACAAAGAUCCAUUCGCUUUAUCCAAGAAGCCACAACCAUUGAAGAGUGGUGAUGGUGACAGACAGUCACGUACUGUUGAAUAUCCAACCCCCAAUCCAUCAUCCUCGUUGUUCAGAUCAUCAUCACCAGCUAAAGAAGAUGUCAAAAUUGUUUCAAAUUGGCAAAAUUUCCCCAAUAAAGCAACAACCAACAAGCAAACUGUUGCCAUCAAUAAACACUUUAACGUAUUGAAAUCGGACACCUCGGUGUUGCGUAUUCCAUUUUUAUCCGACCACGAUGAAUUUUCUAUCGGCAGAUCUUCACAAACUUGUCAAUACAAUUUAAACGCCAAAGAUUCGUAUAUUUCUCGUACUCAUGUUAACAUAAACUACACUACACAACAAAUGGUUAUCAAUUGCGUUGGAUCCAAUGGAAUGGGGAUAGUCAUCCCCAAAACAUGUUAUGUCUAUGCCAACCAACACAACAAGAAUGAUUACAUUGUUGUUGAAAACGCCAAUGGUGAGCCAUUAUCAACGACUGCAUUGAAUCAAAAAUCCGCCUCAAUCAAGUUGGCUGCUGAUUAUUCUCAAUUUUAUAUUCACAAGGGAGAACUGGUCAGUUUACCACGUCAGUUUGAAAAUGUAUUGUUGGAGAUUUCAAAACUGAUGGUGUUGUUGAACCCAAAGGAUAUUGAUGAACCAUUGACUGAUAGUGACGAGGAACUAACUGAUGAUGAAGAGUUGGUGUUGAUUGAAAAUCGUGAGACGAAACCAAGUAAUAGUAAAAAUGAUCAUGAUUUGACUCCAUUGAACAAAAUUUUCAGCAGUUCAGUACCUCAAACACCAUCAAAACCAAGGAAUGAUACAUUGGCAAUGAUAAAAUCGCCACCAAAUCAUGAAGACGAUGAACAAAAAGUGGCAGACAGUAGUUUUAUGGAUGAUUAUCACACUCCAAGCAAACAACAUCCAGUCAAAUUGAGACAACCACAACCGGGAAAAACGGUUCAAUUUGACAUUUACUCAAAUAACGUUGACUCGUCACCUCAUAAGCGCAGUUUAUCAAAUCCACUGAAGAUGGUGUUGGUUGAUGUUACCAACACCGUGAGACGUGCAUCAUCAGCAGAGCCACAAAGUGAAAAGAUGUCUUCAGCAACAACAAGUGAACAACAACUUUACCCCACCCACAGUAGUGAGCUUCAUCACAAACUGGCUGGUGAGUCUCACCAACCGAUGAAAAAGAGGAAAAGAACCCUUACCCGACAACAAACUCCCGAACUCGACAACUCAGCCUUAUCGUUGCCCAACUUAUCCGAAAUUGAAAAUAUUUUGGUUAAUCACUUGGCAUUUUCUCGAUUAAGCUCCACCCCAGCAUCAUUUUUAAAUACAAUUUCCGCCACCACUUCGAAAUUGUCUCUUUUACAAAUUAGAUCAAUUUUGCAUAAUUUGAAAUGUAUCGGAAUUAUUUAUCGUCAAGGCACGGAUGCUGCUGGAAAGCCAUUGGAAGAAGAGUAUUACUACAUGCCGGAACAGGAUGAUGAUCAAGGUAGACAAAGUUUGGUUUCCAAUGUUAAGGGCCAUGGUGGAUUACGAUCCUGUAGACGGACUCACAAACAGUACUAUUGGAAGAAACCAGCACCUAUAAAGAAGUAA
Molecule: messenger RNA, 1701 nt
Organism: Lodderomyces parapsilosis
Lineage: Eukaryota; Fungi; Ascomycota; Pichiomycetes; Serinales; Debaryomycetaceae
Gene: TOS4
Product: Tos4p
Exons: 1
Coding region: 1-1701 (566 amino acids)
Molecular function (GO): protein binding
Source: RefSeq, a predicted model, not a curated record